CGCCACUCCGCGCACUUGGUCCCGGCGCACCGGCCCCGCGUCAGUUGUGCCAGGACAGACCUUCGCUCACGAACUCUGCGCAGGAUUGGAACAUCAAUUAACUGCUGACCACUGGCAGCCCACCCUUCCCACCCACAUCCAUCAUACCUCUGGGCCCCAGAGAGAAAGCAGGUCUUGGAGUGCACCAUGAUUUCACCAUUCUUAGUGCUGGCCAUUGGCACCUGCCUUACCAACUCCUUAGUGCCAGAGAAAGAGAAAGACCCCAAGUACUGGAGAGACCAAGCUCAGCAGACCCUGAAAAAUGCCCUGAGGCUUCAGACUCUCAACACCAAUGUGGCUAAGAAUGUCAUCCUGUUCCUGGGAGAUGGGAUGGGCGUCUCCACGGUGACGGCCGCCCGCAUCCUCAAGGGUCAGCUCCACCACAACCCGGGGGAAGAAACCAGGCUGGAGAUGGACAAGUUUCCCUAUGUGGCCCUCUCCAAGACAUACAACACCAACGCCCAGGUCCCUGACAGCGCGGGCACCGCCACUGCCUACUUGUGUGGGGUGAAGGCCAAUGAGGGCACCGUGGGGGUGAGCGCGGCGACCCAGCGCACCCUGUGCAACACCACUCAGGGCAACGAGGUCACCUCCAUCCUGCGCUGGGCCAAGGAUGCAGGGAAAUCCGUGGGCAUUGUGACCACCACACGCGUGAACCACGCCACCCCCAGCGCCGCCUACGCCCACUCUGCUGACCGGGACUGGUACUCGGACAACGAGAUGCCCCCAGAGGCUCUGAGCCAGGGCUGCAAGGACAUCGCCUACCAGCUCGUGCACAACGUCAGGGACAUCGAGGUGAUCAUGGGGGGCGGCCGGAAGUACAUGUUCCCCAAGAAUAGAACCGAUGUGGAAUAUGAGAUGGACGAGAAGGCCAGGGGCACGAGGCUGGAUGGCCUGAACCUCAUCGAUAUCUGGAAGAGCUUCAAACCGAAACACAAGCACUCUCACUAUGUCUGGAACCGCACCGAACUCCUGGCCCUCAACCCCCACACCGUGGACUACCUCUUGGGUCUCUUUGAGCCAGGGGACAUGCAGUAUGAGCUCAACAGGAACAAUGUGACUGACCCUUCGCUCUCCGAGAUGGUGGAGAUGGCCAUCAAGAUCCUGAGCAAGAACCGCAGAGGCUUCUUCUUGCUGGUGGAAGGGGGCAGGAUUGACCAUGGACACCACGAGGGCAAAGCCAAGCAGGCGCUGCACGAGGCGGUGGAGAUGGACCGGGCAAUCGAGCAGGCGGGCGCCAUGACCUCCGUGGAAGACACACUGACUGUCGUCACCGCUGACCACUCCCACGUCUUUACCUUUGGCGGGUACACCCCCCGUGGCAACUCUAUCUUUGGUCUGGCCCCCAUGCUGAGUGACACAGACAAGAAACCUUUCACCGCCAUCCUGUACGGCAACGGGCCUGGCUACAAGGUGGUGGGCGGUGAGCGAGAGAACGUCUCCAUGGUGGACUAUGCUCACAACAACUACCAGGCCCAGUCUGCCGUGCCCCUGCGCCACGAGACCCAUGGCGGGGAGGACGUAGCCGUCUUCGCCAAGGGCCCCAUGGCGCACCUGCUGCACGGCGUCCACGAACAGAACUACAUCCCCCACGUGAUGGCUUACGCGGCCUGCAUCGGUGCCAAUCGCGACCACUGUGCCUCCGCCAGCUCAUCGGGCAGCCCUUCCCCAGGCCCCCUGCUGCUCCUGCUGGCCCUGCUCCCCCUAGUCGUCCUGUUCUGAGGCCCCAGAGCCCAGGCACCCACCAGCCCAUGACAGACGGCCGGCCUCCCUCUCCCAGUGCUGCCCUCUGCCUGGCAGCCCACACCUCAAGGGGGGCGGGAGGCAGAGGCCUCCACAGCCUCUGCAGCUGCCAGAACGGGGACCCAGGAAACCAAAGUCUGCCUGCUGCCCACCUCGCUCCCCUCUGGAAUCCUCCACUGGGGCUAGACCAGUUGCUGGCCUCCAGCCUCCACCCCCACCUGCAGCCCCUUUGGCCAACAGGGUAGGUUUCUCUCAGGCAGGCAGAGAUCAUAGACUGCAGAAAUUCUCAAAGUGUCUUAUUUUUCUAGCAGACAUAUUUCUCCAGACCCAGAGGCCCGGGAGCUUCUAUGGAACAUUCUGGAUCUCACCCUCCCACUCCCUUCUCCUUUCCUCUGGAACCCACCAGGCCCCACCAGGCUCAUGUCCCUGACCCCAAACCCAGUCCUAACUGCAGGGAGACCAAGUCCCCCUCCUCAGGAUGGGGGUUUGCUCACUCACUCAUUCCAAGGCUGCCCAGGGUUCCCAGGAAGUCAGCUCCUGGGACUGGCUGUCCAGGGUGGCCCAGGCUGGGAAGAGCAGCCUGGCAAAGCAGACGCCUCCCAGCUCCGGACACACAUGCCGGCUCCUCUCUGAAGCAACUCUCCUGUUUGGAACAGCCAACAAAUUUUCUCUUUUUGGUGUUGGUUAAAAGGGAACACAAAACAUUUAAAUAAAACUUUCCAAAUAUUUCUGA
Messenger RNA from Hippopotamus amphibius kiboko, 2515 nucleotides. RefSeq names its product alkaline phosphatase, biomineralization associated (gene ALPL). The coding region runs from base 187 to 1761 and encodes 524 amino acids. The transcript has 12 exons. Gene Ontology annotation, cellular component: plasma membrane. Gene Ontology annotation, biological process: dephosphorylation. Gene Ontology annotation, molecular function: alkaline phosphatase activity. Lineage: Eukaryota; Metazoa; Chordata; Mammalia; Artiodactyla; Hippopotamidae. The record is from RefSeq and is a predicted model, not a curated record.